Thermothielavioides terrestris NRRL 8126 is the source of this 237-nucleotide messenger RNA. RefSeq lists its product as uncharacterized. The transcript is spliced from 2 exons. The record is from RefSeq and is a predicted model, not a curated record. NCBI's taxonomy places the organism in Eukaryota, Fungi, Ascomycota, Sordariomycetes, Sordariales, Chaetomiaceae. Bases 1 to 237 code for a protein of 78 amino acids.
AUGGACCGCUUAUAUUCCGGCUCCCGCCACGGACUUGACAAGAUCUGCCCGCUCCUCAAAUCCAGCGUGUUGGUAUUUGGCGCAGGGCCGACCGGUAUGCUCGCCCAACUCCUCCCCCACAGCGGCUGCAGCCAGGUCACCAUCGCGGUGCCCAGCGGGUCCAAAACGGACGUGGCUAAGCAGCUCGACGCGGCAGACACAUACACUGAGCUGUCCCGCUCUGAUCUAGGCGCGUAG